This is a messenger RNA of Impatiens glandulifera, 1717 nucleotides long. Its product is annotated as RNA polymerase II subunit 5-mediating protein homolog. Lineage: Eukaryota; Viridiplantae; Streptophyta; Magnoliopsida; Ericales; Balsaminaceae. The transcript is spliced from 2 exons. Gene Ontology annotation, biological process: negative regulation of transcription by RNA polymerase II; negative regulation of phosphatase activity. The coding region runs from base 243 to 1475 and encodes 410 amino acids. The record is from RefSeq and is a predicted model, not a curated record. Gene Ontology annotation, molecular function: transcription corepressor activity; phosphatase inhibitor activity; chromatin binding.
GAAGAAGGGGUUUUUCUGGAGUUAGAUUUCGGAGAAGAGGAAGAUUGAUUCUCUAAAGAGAGAUCGAAAAGAGGAAUUGAAUCGGCAUAUUUGUUAGGAAGAAGACACUCUCAACGCAGCCGGAAGACUUCUGACUCUCUGGUUACGUAUUUGAUGUUCUUCUAAUUACUACAAAAAAGAAGAAGAAGAAGUUGUUUUCGAUUCUCUCUCAAAAACCCUGCUGGAACUACAGGCGAAGAGCGAUGAUGGGCGAGCCAGUAAGAGGAACGGUGACUUCUCUCUCAUCAGCUUUCCCGGCGGAGGAAUCGGUGAAAGCCUCCAGGCGAGUACAUGAAGCUAUUACAGAGAGACAGAAAGGGCUAGACAAGAUCCAAGGUUUCAUCUCCGACAAUACUAACCUUAUCAACCUAGUACAGAAACUUCCAGAAGAACUCCAUCAUGAUAUAAUGGUUCCAUUUGGAAAAGCGGCUUUCUUUCCUGGUCGUCUUAUUCACACCAACGAGUUCCUGGUUCUUUUGGGGGAAGGUUAUUAUGCUGAUAGAACAUCCAAACAAACCAUUGACAUUUUGAGGAGGAGGGGGAAGACACUGGAUACUCAAGUUGAGUCCAUUAAGUCUGAAAUGAAGGAUCUUAAGGUUGAAGCAUCAUUUUUUGAAUCUACAGCGAUUGAAGCAGCGGAGGGUCUUGUGGAGAUAAGGGAGGAAUUGGAUGAUAUCCCUGCUGAAAUCGUGUCAAAAACAGGCCAACAGAAUCAAGAAAGUCUCAGUUCGAAAGUUGUAGAUGAUGAUGAUGAAUUUGCUCGCAUAAUGUCUAGGAUGGAUGAACUCGAGAGAGAAGAACUUGCUGCAGAGAGUAUGAAUGAGUCCGAAGAAGAACCUGCUUCUGAAAGUAUGAAUGGGUCUGAUGAAGAAGAACUUGCUGCUGAGAGUAUGAAUGGGUCUGAUGAAGAAGAACUUGCUGCUGAGAGUAUGAAUGGGUCCGAGGAAGAAGAACUUGCUGCUGAGAGUAUGAAUGGGUCCGAUGAAGAAGAACUUGCUGCUGAAGAUUUUGUUGUAAAUGAUGAGUACAAACCCCUAAAAGACCAUAGUUCCUCCUCAUCUGGCCAAAGAAGCACAGUGGGGAUUUUGAAUCAUACCAUGAAGCCCUCGAGUAAUCAAAUCAUUCCAAACAAUUCAUCCCAAGCAAUCAGAACUAACAAUAUGGAGAAUGUGAAUUUGCAUUCAUCAUUUGAAGAGAGAUCUUCUAGUGGUGGCAAACGAGUAACAUUUGCGGAUUCUGGUGUUACUGAGAGAUCUCCUGCGUCUUCUCAAGUGAAGGACAAUGUUCACUCCAAUUCUGCAUCAAAGACUAUUAUUAUAGGCUCAAUUGUUGAGCACACACACAACUUAAACAUAAAUCAGAGUGGACAAGUGGCACCACCUCCUAAGCUUGAAUCAUCAAAACCAGUGUCCAGAUUCAAAAUGAAUAGAAAGUAGAUCACAGUGGCUUCGGCAGUUCAUUUCAAAUUGAAUCGACAAAAAUGAAGAACACAAAAAGGAUUUAUCUGCAUUAGUCUCCCAAAAAGUAACUGUGUGAGAAGGUAAAAUUGAAAGAUUACUUUUUCUGUUUUUUUUACCCUUUUAGAUUCAAUGGAUAUACAAUUUUGAGAAGAAACAUUCCAAUCUAUUAAUUGUAAGGGUUCCCUCUCCAUUUUCUAUUUAAAUGUAUAUGAAAUUUU